Messenger RNA from Eriocheir sinensis (Chinese mitten crab), 4049 nucleotides. Its product is annotated as glycine receptor subunit alpha-4-like. Gene Ontology annotation, molecular function: extracellular ligand-gated monoatomic ion channel activity; transmembrane signaling receptor activity; neurotransmitter receptor activity. The transcript is spliced from 12 exons. The record is from RefSeq and is a predicted model, not a curated record. Gene Ontology annotation, biological process: nervous system process; regulation of membrane potential; chloride transmembrane transport. NCBI's taxonomy places the organism in Eukaryota, Metazoa, Arthropoda, Malacostraca, Decapoda, Varunidae. Bases 2009 to 3637 code for a protein of 542 amino acids. Gene Ontology annotation, cellular component: synapse; membrane; neuron projection.
AGAGAGAUAGAGAGAUAGAGAAAGAGAGAAAGAGAGCGACCUUUUAAAAUGACACUGCCACCAUCACAAUCACCACCAUCACCACCACCACCGCCACCACCACGACCUUCAUCACCACCACCACUACCACCACCAUCACUGCAGCACGCCACCACCUGAAGAUAACUACUACUACUACUACUACUACUACUACUAUUAUUGAAUGUGACUCGUAAUUUGAAAUCGAAAUACCACCACCACCACUACCACCACUACUACCACCACUACUACUACUACUACUACUACUACUACUACUACUACUACUACUACUACUACUACUACUACUGCUACAAAGGAAGAAAGUUAACCAGGAUAAAAAAAGACGAAAGGAAAUAUUGCUUAAAGAAAUAUUGGUCGUUAUCUUUACAAACAAACUUAGAGACUCGACCGCCUUCUGGAGUUUGUUUUCUUGUAUUAUAGAAAGGAAAACAAAGACGAAGAGAGCGAGAGGAGAAGGAUCUACAUACGUUUAAAAGGAGAAAGAAGGAAGAAGGAGAAGAGAGGAGAGAAGGUCAGUUAAGUAAGUAGAAAGGAAGGAGAAAAAAGAAGGAAAGAGGGGAGAGAAGGUCAGUUAAGUAAGUAGAAAGGAAGGAGAAAAAGAAGAAGAAGGGAAAAGCAAGGCAGUUAAUAAGAGGGAAGAAAGGAGAAAGAAGAAGAAGGAGAAAAGAUAAAAGAAGGAGAUAUAGUAAGAAGAAAGAAGAAGAAGAAGGAGAAGGGAGAAGAGAAAGCCAUUAAGAAGAAAGGAAGGAGAAAGAAGAAAAGAGGAGAGUAAAACAGUUAAUAAGAAGAGAAGAAGGAUUAAAAAAAGAAGAGAAAUCGUAGUAGUUAAAGGAAACAGUUGGAAAGAAGAGAAAAGAAGAAGGGAAGAAGAGAAAGAGGGGUAAAGAAAACAGUUGAAAAAGAAAAAAAAAGAGAAAGGGGAAGAGAAAGAAGAGUUAGGAGGACGUAUUGAAGAGGAGUCGUAAAAAAAAAACAGUUGGAAAAAAGGAGAAAGGAAGAGAAAAGUAAGAUUGUUUUUAUUGUUUUAAGGAGAGGACGUCAGGGAAAAGAUUGGUGUCCUGACGCGAGAGGGAAAAAAGUUAAAGAAAGGAAGAAAAGUUAAGGAAAAGACUGUAGAGGAAAAGAAAGUUUGCAGAAGAAGAAAAAAAACAGACGAAUAUUGAAGGCAAAGUUUGAUGUUUUGAAGAAAGAAAAUAGAAAAAGAAAAGUUACCAAUAAGCAUAAAAGGAAAAAGGUUAGAGAGAGAAAAGAAGAUAAUAUAGAAAAUGGGAAAAUAGAACGUUAAGAAAGAAACAGAGAAAGAAAAGGAAAAGGAAUUAGAAAGAACUUAAGAAAAUUUGAAAGGAAAAAAACGAAGAAAAUAAAAGAAGAAAAAAAUGUUCUGAAGAAAGGUAGAAAAGGGAAUAAAGAGAAAAAACACGAGAUAAAGACGAAAUAAAGAAAAAGAAGCGAAGGGAGGAAAUAGAAGGAAAAGAAAGAAAGAAAAGAAGAAAACAAAAACAAAGAAACGAAAAGACUUGAAAAAGGGAGACAAUAAGGAAAACAAAUAAGGAAAAAAAGGAAAAUAAAUAAAAAAGAAAAGGAGAGAAAGAAAAAAAUGGAAAACAGGAAAAUAAAUUAGGAAAAAAGAGGAAAACAAAUAAAAAAGAAAAGAAAAAGAGUAAAUUGGAAAAGAGAAAAAUACAGGUGUAAAGGAAAACAACAAAGAAAAUAUCACUAAAAAAAGGAAAAGAAAAGAGGAGAGAGAGAGAGAAGAAAGGUAGAACGAGACAGAGAAAAGGAAAGAAAAAUAGAAAUAUCUGAAAAAAGACAAAGAAGAAAAAGAAGAAAAAGAGGAAAAAGAAGGAAAGAUAAAAAAAGCUUCAGUGGUCGGUGGCUCGGUACACUUAGUCUCCUCCUCCUCCUCCUCCUCCUCCUCCUCCUCCUGCGGUCAUCGUCGUCAGCUCUUCUCUCAGGCGUGUCGUGAGAGAUGGCAGCUCUUCCGAUGUGGUGGGGGCGUCGAACCCUCUCCAGCCCUCACCACCUCCUCCACCUCCUCCAUCUCCUGCUCUUUCAUCUCAGCCUCGCCCGGGGUAGCGUCAACGAGGGGCCGCUGGAAUUCGAGGAUAUCAUGCCGGACAACCCCAGGGACUAUGAUAAGAUGGCUCCUCCGAAGGGCGGCGAUGAUCCCACCACGGUGCUCGUCCACGUCACCGUCAUGAGCCUGGACAGCAUCGACGAGAGCUCCAUGACGUACGCCGCGGAUAUCUUCUUCGCCCAGAGCUGGAAGGACUGGCGGCUUCGCUUGCCCGACAACAUGACCCACGAAUACCGCCUGCUGCCCGUGGCCUGGCUAAAGGACAUUUGGCGGCCGGACAGUUUCUUCAAGAACGCCAAGGCUGUCACAUUCCAGGAGAUGACCAUUCCCAACCACUACCUUUGGCUCUACCAGGACAACACGAUCCUCUAUAUGGUUAAGCUCACGCUGGUUCUGUCCUGCGCCAUGAACUUCCAGCUGUACCCUCACGACACCCAGGAGUGCCACAUGAAGAUAGAAAGCCUCUCGCACACCACGGACGACCUGGUCUUCAUCUGGGAGCCUGAAGUUCCUCUUGUGGUGGACAGGAACAUCGAACUCCCUCAACUCGACCUUGUUAAGAAGUUCACCGGUGAUUGUACACAAGUCUACUCCACAGGUAACUUCACGUGCCUGGAGAUUGUUUUCACCUUCAAGCGUCGUCUGGGGUACUACCUGUUCCACACGUACAUCCCAACCUGCCUCAUCGUCAUCAUGUCCUGGAUCAGCUUCUGGAUACGCCCCGAGGCAGUCCCCGCGCGGGUGACACUCGGGGUGACCUCACUCCUCACGCUGUCAACCCAACACGCUAACUCACAGAAGUCUCUCCCGCCAGUAUCGUACAUAAAGGCCAUCGACGUCUUCAUGUCCUCCUGCACCGUCUUCGUGUUCUUCUCGCUGAUGGAGUACGCGCUGGUCAACGUGGUGCUCGGCGACGUGCCCGAAGAACCCGACCCAAUGAGGAGAGUUCGACCGCGCACCGUCCUGCACGUGACGCCCCACCAGGACACCAAGAUGGGGGAGUGUCCGGGGCCCGAGGAGUCACCCGUUCUGGGGGGCGGCAAGGAGGGGGGCGGCGCUCUCCCUCCCCCGCUACACCCAAAACGCCGCGCUGCCUCGUCCCCCGCCCUGCACCGACGUAGCAAUGGGAGGAAGCCGGGGUGUCAGACGGAGUUCGACAGCAUCAACACCAUCGCUUCCCCUUCCUCGGCCGCCCCCGCCAAUGGAAUGUCGCCCUUGGAGAUGCUGGGCCAGGGUUCGUGCCCCGCUCACCUGCCCAGCCCUCAGCACCUGAUCAACGGGCCCAUGUUCAGCGGGGUUCAGCACUCAGCACUCCCCCAUUCCACUCUGCAGCACACUGUGAAUUUUGGUCUUCCUCCACCGCCGCCGCCGCCGCCUCUGGGCCCGGUGAAGAAGCAGAAUCAUCGAAGGCGUCGGGAGCGGGCCAUCCUCAUCGACAGGGUAUCUCGCAUCCUCUUCCCAACCUCCUUCACCGUCCUCAACGUCAUCUACUGGAGCGUCUUCGUCAUCGAGUGGUUCUAGGCGCCCCCGGAGAGAUGGCAACACUGCUCUUCUGCGAGGGAUGACUCAACUAGAUUAGCUUGUGUUUAUAAGUAGAGAGAAGGGAGAGAGGGGAAGGAGAGGGAGAGAUGAUAAGGGUGAUGGAAAGAGAGGGAGGUUGUAUUGAGAAGAAGGGAGACACGGGGAGAGAUAGAAGAUAAAAGGAGAGGGAGAUUGUUUUAUAUAUGGAAAGAAAGAGAAAGAGGGAGGGAAGUUGAGGGAGAAAUGGAUAAGGAGGUAGAAAAAGAGGAGAAGGAGAAGGAGAGACGGAAAGGUUUAAGCAACGAGAGGGAGAUUGUGUUUUUUAUAUAGAAAGAGAGAGAAAGCGAGAUGGAGAAUGAGGGAGAGAAAGAAAGGGAGGGAAGGAGAGGGAGAAAUGGAAAAGGAGAUAGAA